CUUCACUGCUCUGGAGACCUUGCCAGCAACUGUCGCCAUGGCAGAGGACAAGAGAGAAUGCGUGAAAGUUGUGAUCAGAUGCCGGCCUAUGAGCAGACAAGAAACGAUAGACAACCGGGAGAAAAUUGUGGACAUGGACAUCCAGAACGGACUAGCCCGAGUUCGAAGACCGGGAACAAACGACUACAAAGAUUUCACCUUUGAUGCAGUCUAUGAUGAAACUGCAGUGCAAACUGACUUCUAUGAACAUACCGGCUAUGCCAUUGUCGAGAGCGUCAUGGAUGGCUACAACGGCACCAUUUUCGCCUACGGCCAAACUGGUACAGGAAAGACCCACACCAUGGUGGGCCCUGCAGAGCCCGAGGAAGACCGGGGCGUCAUCCCAAGGGCCUUUGGGCACGUCUUCCGGAACGUGGAUGUUGGUGGCAAUCGAACUUUUCUUGUCCGUGCAUCCUACCUGGAGAUCUACAAUGAAGAGAUCAGGGACCUCUUGUCCAAGAAUCCGAAGCAGAAACUGGACCUGAAGGAUCAUCCGGACGGUGGUGUGUAUGUUAAGGACCUCACCAUCAUGAUCGUCAAAGGUGUUCGUGACCUCCAGCAAGUGAUGGAGGUGGGACAAAAGAACCGCAGUGUCGCAAGCACCCUGAUGAACAACGAGUCCAGCAGAUCGCAUUCGAUUUUUACGGUCACGGUGGAGAUUCUGGAAAAAGGAUUGGAUGGCCAAGAUCACGUUCGGGUUGGAAAGAUGAACAUGGUUGAUUUGGCCGGUUCAGAACGGCAAAGCAAGACCGGCGCCACCGGAGACACAUUGAAGGAAGCCACGAAGAUCAACAUGUCCUUGAGCGCCUUGGGCAACGUCAUUUCAGCCUUGGUGGAUUCCAAGACCUCCUUCAUCCCCUACCGUGAUUCAAAGCUCACCAGACUGUUGCAGGAUUCGCUGGGUGGCAACACCAAAACGGUGAUGUGCGCUUGCAUAGGUCCCGUCGACUACAAUUACGACGAGACCCUCAGCACCCUUCGUUAUGCACAUCGUGCCAAGAGCAUUAAAAAUAAGCCGCGGAUCAAUGAAGAUCCCAAGGACGCCAUGAUCCGAGAGUUCCAAGAUGAAAUUACCAGGCUCAAAAUGCAGUUGGAAAAGCGAGGAGGUCCUGGUAGCCCACCAAGACCGCCUCCACAAGAGGGCGACGAUGUGGUGGUUGAGACUGAGGUAGUGGAGGUUGAAAAGAUCGUUGAGAAGGAAGUGGUAGUGGAGAAGGUGAUCAAUUCUGGCCUAACGGAUGAGGAUGUGCGCCGUCUCCAACACCAGGUGGAGGCAGAACAUUUGGAGAUCGAACGGCAGCUUCAGUUGGAGAGAGAGGCAAUUGAAGCCCAGAAGGAAAUGGCUGACCAGGAGAAGCAGCUCCUAUUGGAAGCGCUGGAGGAGAAGCAGAAGCAACGAGAACAAGAGGCCCAGCUGCAGGAAAAGAUGCUGCAGCAGCUGAAGGCCAUGGAAGAGAAGAUGUUGGUGGGUAGUCAGGUGAUGGAGAAGGCCAUGCAGCAAGAGGAGGACCUGCGGCGUGCGGCGAUGGAGGUGGAGGAGAAGAAACGCGAGCAGCAGCGAAUGCGCGAGGAGCUGGAGCAACAGCAGGAGGAAAAGUUGGAGCUGGAGGAGAAGUAUAGCUCCACUGAAGAGCAGGUUCAGAAGAUGACUGCAAAACUGGAGAAGCUCUGGAAUCGUCACAAGCAGACCCAGGAAGAGGUACAAGACCUCCAGCAGGAGUUCCAAACCGAAAGGGAGGACAUGCUGGAUACCAUCCGGGAUCUCCGGAAAGAAGUGAAGUUGGUUUGCCUGACCAUUGAAAAUUUCAUCCCCAUGGAACAAUAUCAGCAGAUCGUUGAGCGUGCGCACUUCGAUGAAUCCUCGGAUGAAUGGGUCAUCAGCAAUGUGGACCUGGCAGGAAAUCGCAUCCGAAGGAGAGGCCGCAUGCUGGAUGAUGAUGGCCGUCGCCGGCCUGGAGGGGAUGGCAGGGAUGGCAGCCCUGACCCUGUGGCCAUGAUGAACGAACGUCCCAACGUCUACUUCGCCUAUACCGAAGAUGGUGGGGCCCAACGGGCUGAGACCAGGCCCCAGGCCAAGCAGAAGAAUGGGAAGUCGCAACGCGUGAAGUCCGCAGGACGUCCAGGGACUGCCUCCAGGAAAGGGCGCGGGGUGAAACAGCAGGCGGUAGGCAUCAACUUUGUACACUCCCCGGAUCCCAUUGAGGAUGUGGAGGAGGCAGCCUUCCCCAAAGCACGCGGCUUGGUGCGAGCUGGGUACCAGGGCUAAGCCGCUAAGCCCCACGUGCUGGAAGUACAGGUCUAGCAGGUGAGCCGCUCGCAGAUUUCCUCAAAUUCGCUUUUGCCGUGAUAGCUCGUAGACUCCGAGUUCAAUGAUUUUACUGUUCCAAAG
Molecule: messenger RNA, 2428 nt
Organism: Cladocopium goreaui
Lineage: Eukaryota; Dinophyceae; Suessiales; Symbiodiniaceae
Source: the annotation of a GenBank genome assembly